Molecule: messenger RNA, 455 nt
Organism: Ichthyophthirius multifiliis
Lineage: Eukaryota; Ciliophora; Oligohymenophorea; Hymenostomatida
Exons: 4
Biological process (GO): cytoplasmic translation; ribosomal large subunit biogenesis
Cellular component (GO): cytosolic large ribosomal subunit; ribosome
Molecular function (GO): RNA binding; structural constituent of ribosome
Source: RefSeq, a predicted model, not a curated record
AUGAAAACACACGUAGAAGUCACAUCAUCAAGAAGAAAAUAAAGAAAAGCUCAUUUCGGUUCUCCUUCCCAUUUAAGACAAUAAUUAAUGUCUGCUCAUCUUUCAGCUGAUUUGAGAAAAAAAUAUAAUGUAAGAUCAUUACCAAUUAGAAAAGAUGAUGAAGUUAUAAUUGUUAGAGGUAAAUUUAAAGGAAAUAAAGGUAAAGUUACUUAAGUUUAUAGAAAAAAAUGGGCUGUUCAUGUUGAAAAAGUGUCUAAAAAUAAACUUAACGGUGCUCCAUACUAAAUUCCCUUAUCUGCUUCAUAAUUAGUUAUUACUAAAGUGAAAUUAGAUAAAAAUAGAGAAGACCUUUUAAAAAGAAAGGCAGCUGGUAUUGCAAAAUAAAAAGGAUAAAAAUAUACAGUAGCUUGAUUUAUUUUUUAAAUAUAUUUUAUUUAAAAAUUUAAUUUUUUUUU